Etheostoma cragini (Arkansas darter) is the source of this 1134-nucleotide messenger RNA. RefSeq names its product transmembrane gamma-carboxyglutamic acid protein 3 (gene prrg3). NCBI's taxonomy places the organism in Eukaryota, Metazoa, Chordata, Actinopteri, Perciformes, Percidae. The transcript has 5 exons. Gene Ontology annotation, molecular function: calcium ion binding. The record is from RefSeq and is a predicted model, not a curated record. Gene Ontology annotation, cellular component: extracellular region. Bases 290 to 1099 code for a protein of 269 amino acids.
UUUCUCUUUCUAUUCAGUAGAAUAUUUCCCCGCCCCUUCCCCCUUUGUCACUCGAUGCUCAUUAGGGCUGUGAUUGGCCAGUCGCAGGGAUUCCUUCUCUUCCAUUAGCUAGCUAGCAGAUACGUCAAUCACGUUUUUUUUUACCCGUGUGGGAGCAUUUAGACUGUUUAUUAUUAACAUGAGCAGUCGAUGUGUGGGAGUUUCCUGGACUUGGACAUGGGGGAAAAGGCGUUUAUCAAGCGGAAAGAAGGUCUGCAGUCUGCCAGAGUGUGAGUAAAAGGGCAGAAGCAUGGCCGCUGCAGCAGGUGCUGAGAUGGAUGGUAACUCAGAGGGCAACAACACCAGUGCUGACAGCUUGGCCAUCAACAGUGGGCCAGAGCGCAAGGGAGAAAGUAGAGCAGCCUUCCUGGAUGGUAAGGAUGCUCACUCCAUCCUGAAGCGUGUCCCGCGGGCCAAUGGCUUCCUGGAGGAGUUGAGACAGGGGAACAUUGAGAGGGAAUGUGGUGAGGAGAGCUGCAGCUUCGAAGAAGCAAAUGAAGUGUUUGAGAACAAAGAGAGAACGAUGGAGUUUUGGAAAACUCGCAGCAUUUACACAGUGAGCAGCAACAGCGAGGGGCGCUCUGAGCGUGCCGACACUGUCUACAUGGUGGUUCCUCUGCUGGGCGUCGCCCUGCUAAUAAUCAUCAGCCUCUUCCUCCUUUGGAGGUGCCAGCUUCAGAAGGCUACUCGUCGUCGCCCUGCCUACACCCAGAACCGCUACUUGGCCAACAACCGCUGCCUGCCACGCAUUCUGGUUCACCGGGAAGUGCAUUCUGAAAGCUUGCAGCAGGACUCCAGCUCACGGCCCACUGCGGCAGUGAGUGGUGCUGAGAGAAGAGGAGUUUCCCAGUCGGACUCCCAUGGCCUCCACCAGCAGAACACUUGUGCCCUCUAUGUCCAGGACUCGUCCCAGUCGGUGGCCUCGCGGCUGUCCGGUGCUACACCGCCUCCAUCUUAUGAAGAGGUGACAGGACACCUGGAAAGCAGUGGUGAUGAGACUUCAGCCCCUUCAUACAGCGACCCUCCACCCAAAUAUGAGGAGAUCAUAGAGAAGACAUAAGAUAGAGGGAAUAAUAAUUCUGUCAUGGCUGCUGC